This is a messenger RNA of Botrytis fragariae, 5055 nucleotides long. RefSeq names its product putative ulp1 protease protein. Gene Ontology annotation, cellular component: cytoplasm; nucleus. Gene Ontology annotation, molecular function: SUMO-specific endopeptidase activity. The transcript is spliced from 8 exons. The coding region runs from base 1 to 5055 and encodes 1684 amino acids. The record is from RefSeq and is a predicted model, not a curated record. Lineage: Eukaryota; Fungi; Ascomycota; Leotiomycetes; Helotiales; Sclerotiniaceae. Gene Ontology annotation, biological process: protein desumoylation.
AUGACAACCAAAUUGUUCUGGAGAACAACUUGUCCAAGGAAUCCAAGAGAGAAUCAACAAAUAGGAAGUGAACGGCGAUUGAGCAAUAUGGGUUCUAUUCUCAGGCCGCUGAUGUGGAGGAAAUGCCAAGAUGGUAACGGAUCAAGAAGUUCUGAAGAAUCAAACAACAGCACCAUCUCAACUCCAAACUCAGAUACGGAUGAAAUAGACGGUAUUCUUCAACAGUACGAAGGACCACUCUCCAAGAAUAAGGCGAUAAAUCUUGUGGUCAUGGAUAGUUCGGAAUCUGAUGACGCCGAAGUAACUUCAAAAGCAACCACUCAGAAGCGAGCCUUGAUUAUUACCAGAACCUCAUUAAAUUAUGAGGAUGUUCAACCUCUCGAAACAAACUCAAAAGUUUUCAUUGCCAAUAACAACCACCACCAGACAAGUCAGCAACGGUGUAUCUAUGAAAGACGCAGCAGUGAAGGAGCGCAGAUACCACUUCCUAGACCAUUAUUGAUCGAUGCUAUUGAAUCUAUCAGCUCGAAAUCAACGGUCUCAAAAAUCCAUCACCCCCGAAUGAAUCUUCAACAUGUUUCCGAGACAGAUGGACACUAUGAAGUUAGGAUAGACAAAGGGUUUCGGCGAAAAAGUAUUGAGUCCAAAUUGGUAUCAGAUACUUCCAUCUCCCAUAUAGAUGACUCGGAAGAGCCAGAGACAAGUCUAAUAUUUGAUGCGCGCGCCCGCCUGCAGAACAUCCACUUCCAAAAAGUUUCCAAUCUUGCGAACAUCGAAAUAUGUAAUGCAAAUAACGAGAAGCCAAUAGUUCAACACAUAAAUGAUCUUGAUGGCCUAGACGAUCACAGUCCAACAACUUUGGUUGAUGAUGCGCCAAAGGAAGGAGAUACGGACUCAAGCAAGAUUGUGCAGCCGGACAAGUGGAUGUUUGCAAACCGCUACUGGAAAAAUACCAGCACCCGAAUUUCUCCAACGGCGCAAUCUUCCAAAGCAUACAAAGAGACCGGUGCAAAGAUGACUAGACCUGCUUUACAUGGAGGCAAAAAACCUGUGAACAGGCUGGGAAAUGCACAAAAUACUCCUUCAUAUUCACACACCCGGUCAUUAGAGCCCUUCAAUCUUCAAUCCGAACGACCCAACAAGAAGCAAAAAACAGAGCAAGCACCUCUAAGCAAUGGAACAGGCAGCGGGCCGAAUCAGUUUGAGCAUGAAGCAAAUCAGGGUCAGGGACCUGUGAGCCAGAUACCCAUACAGAGUCAGUACAAUAGCUCGCCUCACCAAGAAAAUGGCAUUCGCUCAAAAGUCAAGUCUUUUGAAGCGUACACCGUAGCUGAAUACCAAGCGGUCAAUGACUUAGUGAAGCCGCGAAAGGACAAGCGCAAGAGGCAUAAAGUUAACUCUGACCACCAUUCAGAAAGCCAGAGUCACACUCACGGAAAUGCUGGUUUUAAAGCACAACAGACCGCCAACGCUAAGAGACUUACAAACGGUUCACAUCUGGAGGACAUUAGAGACCCUAUCUCUAAUGAAGAAGAUGAGCUACAAGCUCCACACUCUGGCUCAAAGACCGUUCCUCGAGUUGUAAUUCCGUCUAGUGGCAAUGCACACCUUCCAGUCGCACACCAAGCUCCACGUUCGAGAGCAAGCGGACUCCAUAAAUCGUCGUACGUCUCAAAUUCGCAACUCGAAAAGCGCAAUCCAUCCAAUUCUGUACAAACGAGACGUGUAUUGGGAGAGUUGCAACUAGAGGACGGCAGUGAGGAUGAGCUCUCGCAAGGAAACCCGCCCGAGGUAUCGCAUGUAAAACGGGCCAAUAAAUCGCGUCAAAACCCGGAAGUCAACUACAACGACGGUGAGGAUGAUAUCGACAAGCAAUCGAGCCUUGAUAGAAGGGGUGACAUGACGAGAUGGGGCAGCGGUAGAUCUAACGACCAAAAAUUACAACAACGGGACCACAGGAGAUCUUUCAGGGUUGAAAGCCUCUUCUCCCCAAGUUUUUAUUGGCAUCGGCCAGGUAAAAUGCAGAAGCAGUGCGUGGAUCUGGACAAAUCCGGUAUAUUGGGACUUAUGGGUGACGAUAAGAAAAUCAUUACAGGGUUCUCUAUCAACGCAAAUGCCAUCCUCAAAAUGACGGUUGGACUUGACUCCUGUAAACUGAUUAUCCGAAAGUCCCAAGGGAUUGGUCCCAUGAAAGACCCCGACAUGCUCAUAGAAUUUUCCGGAAUCUUGGAAAUCGAAAACUUCCUCAAGUCAAUCAAGCCAUUUCUAAAAGAUGCUGAAAUUAAAUGGGUGGAAUCUUCUGAAAUCGAUCAAAGGUUUCAUCAUACCCGCGAAAAACUCGACAAGAGAACUGACCAAGCAGCCAACAAACGAAGCAGAGCUGAAAGCCAGCCUGAAGACGUUCAACUCUUGACGUCAAAUCAAGACAGACGAACGGCACAGCGAACCCAAUUGCUUGGGCAUGACGAUCAGCAAGCACAACAUUACAAUCUCUCAAGAGCAAAGAGGCAAAAAAUUCAUGAAAAGAUGCAGACGCAGCCAUCUCAACAAAAUAAGAAUGAUAAUUCCGAUCCAAUUGAACCCGCCGAGUUUUACACACCAUUGAGCAAAAUCAAUGAAACUCGUGCUUCAUUACGAAGCGCUGAGAGACCCAAGUCAUACAAACCGACCUCUGAGGCAAGAAGUCCCAGCCCAGAACGUUGGUCAGAGGUCAAUAGGGACUGGGAAAAGAAUUGGAAGAAAUCGGUGGUAUAUCCUAAGAGCGGUAAGAAGACCGCUACCGUUGAUAAGCAAGAUAUCUACAGGCUUGACAAUGGAGAGUUUUUGAACGAUAAUCUUAUCAUGUUCUAUCUCCUCUGGCUCGAGCAGCAACAUCCAGAGCUGGCUACUCGGGUUUAUGUCCAUAACACGUUUUUUUACGCAAGCUUGACCAAGGCUGCAAAGGGCAAGAAAGGGAUCAACUAUGAGGCUGUUGAGAGAUGGACAGCGAAAGUUGAUCUUCUGUCUUAUGAUUAUAUUAUUGUUCCCGUCAAUGAGAACACUCACUGGUAUGUGGCAAUCAUAUGCAAUGCGCCCAAGCUUCUCAACCUAGAGAUCAAGCAGUCGUCGCAACCUACCGAGAAUGGUGCGCAAUCUGAACAAGAUAGAGAAAUGGAGUCUCGCAGUGCAAGCAAGCUCACCACACCCUCUAAAUCACCACAGUCUACCCCCGUGAGAUCUGUAAAUGAUAAAGAUGAGACUGGUGUCAACAAUAGCUUUGGAGAGUUGUCAUUGGCACAUGGCGAGAAAACCGGGGCUUCAAUAGAUCUCGAACCUGCAAAAAGUUUCCCGCCCAGUCACCACGGAUUGCCAACUACUUCAUUGGAAAUGGAUCCGGAUGAUACCGCCGCAGACAAGUCUGCCACAAAUGUAAUUGAUCUAGCACAAUCGAGCUCGCCACCGACAAAGUCAAACUCCACGACAAAGGGCAAAAGAAUUCCUCCAAUCCGCACCUAUGACCCAAAGCAGCCUAGAAUUAUCACUUUCGAUUCACUUGCUUUGAAACACUCCAAUACUUGUAGCAAUCUAAAAGAUUACAUGGUCGCCGAAAUUAAAGCGAAGAAAAGCAUGUCAAUCACACCCCCUAAACCCAUUGGUAUGGCGGCAAAAACACAGGAUAAAGACAGUGCCACAGGAAGAUAUUUAGGUAAAGGUCUUCCUGUACAAGGCAACUAUUGUGAUUGUGGCGUGUACCUGCUAAGCUACAUUGAGGAAUUCUUUGAACGCCCUGAUAGUUUCAUAGAAGAUAUCAUGGAGAACAAGUACGAAGUUGAUGGCGAUCGGAAUGAUACACCUGCAUUUCGUACUAAGAUCCGCAAUAUUCUCCUCGAGCUUCAGGCGGAGCAAGUUCAAGAAGAAUACGCAGCCAAAAUGGCCAAAAUAGCGGAAAAGGCUAAAAGGGGAAAAGAUGUUCCCUUUAUGACUGCUAAUAAGACUGACCUGGCAAAGCCGCAAACAGCGUCUGGCCCUGAGCCCAACAUUGCUCGACAAAAGUCUAUUGCUAACGCCUCCACUCUCAAUGAACGUCGUAAUCACGAUGAUACCUCGACAGAGGCGAGGAAUUCUCUAAAGUCGUUGUCAAAAGCCAAGGAGGUUAUCAAUAUAAGUGAUAGCCAGGACAAUCUUCAGGAACAAUCUCAAGAGAGCCCUGAAUCAAUUUCUGUUAACGUUAUAGAUGAUAAGCCAAUUGAAGAGCGACCUAGGUCCAGAGUUCGUGACAAAGAACCUCGCCAGACUGCUCAUACUGUGGCCAAUACUUCCAAGCCUCCUAUACACCUUGAGAUUCGUGAUUCCCAAGAAGAUCAAGAAACAACACACGAAGGUGCGGAUCAACAGUUGUUGACACAAAACCCACGGAGGAAGCCCUCUAUCAUUGAUCUCGAGGAAGACGAGUCUCAUAAGGGCGAGGAACCGACUGAACUUGAAUCUCGAAGUGGUACAAGUUUGAUUGGCAAUGCUGUUGAUGCUAUUUGCAAUUUGUUCGGCAAAUCGACGGGCCAGGCAGCCUUACAAGGUGAAGUUUCAGGACUUUUGCCUGCGCACGAAUCCCGAGGAGAUGACUAUGUCCAAGGUUUGGAAAGUCCAUCGCGUUCUGGUAUGAAUUCACCUCGACAAUCGGAAAGUGAUGUAAAACUGAGACAGAAUGGAACAGUUUUACGUUCUCCGUCGCCAGAGCAGCGUGGCUCGAAGUUGGCACAACGAACAGGGUCAGAAUUCAAUGAGGACGCGGUGGAUCUGACUGGCGAUGACCCAAUGCUUCUGGAUGAAUCUGAUGAUAAUUUCUCAAAGCUUCAACAAUUUCCGCCUUCCCCGCUGGUAGCUAGUUCGCGAAAACAUGAUCGUUCAAAAAUUAAAACACCUGACAUGGCACAAUUCGCACGGCGAAAUACUAGCUCGGGAAAUAUCGAUCCCUCAGAACGCUUUCAUGAUCAUGUUAUGGAAAGAUUUGUAAAUAAUAAAUCGUUGUCCGGGCGAGAUUCCGCGGAGGCAAAGAUGAUUGCUCAGUAUAAGCACUGA